Molecule: messenger RNA, 213 nt
Organism: Lathyrus sativus (Indian pea)
Lineage: Eukaryota; Viridiplantae; Streptophyta; Magnoliopsida; Fabales; Fabaceae
Source: the annotation of a GenBank genome assembly
AUGUUGGGGAACAAUAUUGGUGACAUGGUCAAAUGUUGGGAGGCUAUGAAUGACAACUUAAAGUUACAACUGAGAAAUAUUAGAGCUUCUUUUCAAAAGAGUUUUUAUGAAGUUGAGCACGCCCACGUCAGUCCAUUUUACAAUAAUUUACGUGGUUCAGUGUCUCGAGAUGCAUUGAGACGCAUUGCUGAAGAGUUAAAACGAGUUGAUUAA